UGUAAGGAAAAACAGUCGAAUCAGGCGGCAUACGAAGGAAGAGCAGCAACAUAGCCAAAAGCCAUGGCGGCACCUGAAUCUCCUGUAUGUUAUGUUGGUGUCGCCAGGCAGUCUGCGGCUUUCCGCCUCAUGAAGCAAAUGGGCUGGGAAGAAGGAGAAGGUCUAGGCAAAGACAAGCAGGGGAUCAAAGGACAUGUUAGAGUCCAAAACAAGCAGGAUACUGUUGGUAUUGGUGUCGAGAAGCCAAACAACUGGGCAUUUGACACUACGCAAUUUGAUAAUAUUCUUAAGAGGUUGAAAGUGCAAGCAGUGCAAUCCAGUGAUACAGGCGUAGAGAAAAAAACCACUAAGGUGGAAACUGAGACUACUGCCGUUGGUGAUCAUCCUGAUACAGUUUCUAAAGCUACUAGACCUCAAGGAAGAUACAAGAGAAGAGAGAGGGGGAAGCUUGUUUCUGAAUAUUCUCUGAUGGAUCUUGAAGGAAUACUUGUUAAAAAAGGUGAAGUGUCAAAAUGCAAUGAUGAUUCUGAUGGUGAGCUGGAAGCGUCAAAGACAUCUGACAGUCAGUGUUUUCAAGUAGAAGAAAUCAAAGUUUGCGAUAUCCCUCCAGAUUGGUGGGGCCACAAGUUUGGAUUUGUCUCUGGGGGUCUUCUUGGAGCAGAGUCAAGAAGGAAAAGGGUUUGCGUAUCUGAAACCACUAAUAGUACUGAAAGAACUGCAUUUCAUGAAGAUGAUCAAGAGAAGCUCUACAAGCUGGUCCAAGACAAAUCCACAACUGGAAAGCAAGGACUGGGGAUCAAAGACAGGCCCAAGAAAGUUGCUGGCUGCUUCUUUGAGGGCAAAAAGACCACAUUUAAUGACAGUGAUGAUGAUGAUUCUGCUGAUAUAGUUUCCCAAGAAAAACAAUAUGGUGACAUAAUUAAGGAAGAAAAGACUGAUGGAUCCAGAGUGAAGUUGAAAAAGCUUUGUAAACAGAUUUUACAGAGGGUGCGUGGAGAAUCAUUGAAACUGAAACAACUUAAAGUUCUUAUUGAUGAACAUUCAUCUUCUGUUUUCUCUGAUUUCUCUUCCAAGAAAGACGCAGUUGCCUACUUGAAGCAAAAGCUGGAAGGGAGUAAAAGUUUUGUAUUGAAGGGAGAAGAGUGAGAUUGGCAUCUAAGAGAUGCUGAAUGUUCAAUUUUGCGAAAUACUGAUACCUUUUUGGCGGCCUAUUAUUCUCAUUUUUUUUGGGCGGGGGCGGAGCGGAUUUGGAAUUGGGUGGUUAAGCCUAUGUCCAUGCCACAUUGUUUGUAGGUUGCAGCCAGGAGAUUAAAUUUUGUUACCGUAUCCGUGUGAGAGAAGGAUGUAUUAGAUUAAUGAUUACCUUAAUAAAUCAUUUCCGUGUAUUUAUUGUUUCCCUAGCUCCAAAAUCUUUCAACUUCUUGUAUUUCUUAGAAUACGUAUUGUGGUGAUCAAUAGCACGCUUGUGUUCGUUUGGAUAUUUCGAUG
Neltuma alba is the source of this 1488-nucleotide messenger RNA. Its product is annotated as G patch domain-containing protein 4. The coding region runs from base 64 to 1146 and encodes 360 amino acids. The record is from RefSeq and is a predicted model, not a curated record. NCBI's taxonomy places the organism in Eukaryota, Viridiplantae, Streptophyta, Magnoliopsida, Fabales, Fabaceae. Gene Ontology annotation, cellular component: nucleolus. The transcript is spliced from 11 exons. Gene Ontology annotation, molecular function: nucleic acid binding.